This is a messenger RNA of Cheilinus undulatus (humphead wrasse), 2942 nucleotides long. RefSeq names its product transcription factor 7 like 2 (gene tcf7l2). Gene Ontology annotation, biological process: canonical Wnt signaling pathway; regulation of transcription by RNA polymerase II. Gene Ontology annotation, cellular component: beta-catenin-TCF complex; catenin-TCF7L2 complex. Lineage: Eukaryota; Metazoa; Chordata; Actinopteri; Labriformes; Labridae. Bases 390 to 2321 code for a protein of 643 amino acids. The transcript is spliced from 15 exons. The record is from RefSeq and is a predicted model, not a curated record. Gene Ontology annotation, molecular function: DNA-binding transcription factor activity, RNA polymerase II-specific; RNA polymerase II cis-regulatory region sequence-specific DNA binding.
UCCUCCUAUUUAUGAAAACGUCACUUCAAGUCCCUCCCUGUUUGAAUCUCAUUAGUUUCUUGUGUGUUUCUCCCUGUCAAUAAUCCUGAAUCCAGACUCUCUCUAUUUCCAUCCCUCUCUAUCUGUCAAUCAGCGCCGCCUUUGAACUGAAAACCACUCCGACCAACUUCAACUCACUCAAUCCGAGCGGCUCGGCUCCUUCUCCGGCUUCCUUUUUCUGCCAAGAUUCCCUUCUUUUUUGAGUUUUCUACCAACCGGCCAGAGCUUUGGAAAACGCCAAUACAGACCCCAAACUUAAACUCGGACUUUCUAGAUCACCGAGAUCAAGGGUUUAAAAACUUCGUGUUUUUGCCCCCCUCUUAAAAAAAGAAAAUUUUUGCACGGGAAAAAUGCCGCAACUCAACGGCGGUGGAGGGGACGAUCUGGGUGCAAACGAUGAAAUGAUUUCCUUCAAAGACGAAGGAGAGCAGGAAGAGAAAAUUUCGGAGAACUCCUCGGCAGAAAGGGAUUUAGCCGAUGUCAAAUCUUCUCUCGUAAACGAGUCGGAAACGAAUCAAAACAGCUCGUCGGACUCAGAGGCGGAAAGACGGCCUCCGCCUAGAUCUGAAACUUUCAGAGACAAAACAAGAGAAAGUUUAGAGGAGGCUGCGAAAAGGCAAGAUGGAGGGCUGUUCAAGAGCCCACCGUACCCGGGCUAUCCAUUUAUAAUGAUCCCCGAUCUCACAAGCCCCUACCUUCCCAAUGGAUCACUUUCUCCAACAGCACGCACAUACCUACAGAUGAAAUGGCCCCUGCUAGAUGUUCAACCAGGAGGUCUUCAAAGUAGACAAGCACUUAAAGAUGCCAGGUCCCCAUCACCGGCACACAUCGUUGGGUCCUUCUGCUGGGAAUUCCCCGGACAGUCAGAUCUGAGCCUUCACCAAUUUCAUUUGUCUAAUAAGGUUCCAGUGGUACAGCACCCUCACCAUGUGCACCCUCUCACGCCUCUGAUCACCUACAGCAAUGAGCACUUCACACCGGGGAACCCCCCACCACACCUACAGACAGACGUGGAUCCCAAAACAGGAAUUCCAAGGCCUCCUCAUCCUCCAGAUAUAUCUCCUUAUUAUCCACUGUCACCUGGCACUGUCGGCCAGAUCCCCCAUCCGCUGGGAUGGUUAGUACCACAGCAAGGUCAACCUGUUUAUCCAAUCACAACAGGGGGUUUUAGACACCCCUACCCAACUGCGCUCACUGUCAACGCAUCCAUGUCAAGUCUUCUGUCCUCUAGGUUCCCCCCACACAUGGUGCCCCCCCACCACAGUUUGCACACCACGGGCAUCCCACACCCAGCCAUCGUCACACCCAACGUCAAGCAGGAAUCGUCCCACAGUGACAUCAGCUCCCUCAACAGCUCGAAACAGUCAGACGCUAAAAAGGAAGAGGAGAAGAAGAAACAGGUCCACAUAAAGAAGCCUCUGAACGCCUUCAUGCUCUACAUGAAGGAGAUGCGAGCCAAGGUGGUUGCUGAGUGCACACUGAAGGAAAGUGCUGCCAUCAACCAGAUUCUGGGGCGGAGGUGGCAUGCCCUAUCCCGGGAGGAGCAGGCCAAGUACUACGAGCUGGCCAGGAAAGAGCGACAGCUCCACAUGCAGCUGUACCCAGGCUGGUCAGCACGAGACAACUAUGCGGCUAACCAACAGGGGAAAAGGAAGAAGAGAAAAAGGGAAAAGCAGCAAGCAGAGAGCAAUGAACACAGAGAAUAUUUUCCAAACCCUUGCCUUUCACUCCCUCCGAUUACAGACCUGAGCGCUCCUAAGAAGUGUCGAGCGCGCUUUGGGCUCGACCAACAGAAUAACUGGUGUGGCCCGUGCAGGAGAAAAAAAAAGUGCAUUCGCUACAUCCAAGGUGAAGGCAGCUGUGCCAGUCCUCCCUCUACGGACGGAAGCUUACUAGACUCCCCCCCAUCCUCCCCCUCCUCAGUGGUCCCCUCCCCCUCUUCAAAAGAGUCCAAACCUCAGACUGAACAAAUGCAACCUCUCUCACUGACUAUGAAACCGGCCCACCAGCCACUCCACCACUCGCACCUCCUGGCUGGGCCUCCGCCAUCUUUGGUUCAGCUGGAAAACUCCUCCGCCGCCGCAGCAGCUAGCAAAACGCCUGGCGCCUCCUCCCACAACGGAGCCCUGGAGCACGGCGGCGACGUCUCGUCCUCGCGGCAGCCGGGCUCCUCUGUGGCGUCGUCGAUGGCCCGGCCUUCGGCAUCGCUGUGUCAUUCCCACUCGCUCCUCCCCUCCUCGGCCCCUCAGCCUCUGUCGCUAGUGACCAAGUCUAUAGAAUAGUCUGCCCUAUUCUUCUCCUCUUUUCUAGCUCUGCACACCUUUCUAGGCCCUCACUCUGCUAUAUUUCACUUACCGUCAGCUCUUUUUUCUCUUUCUGUUUCUGUGCCAUAAGGCUUUGAAAUUUUAGUUCUUGUUUUAUUAAAGUUCAUUGGUCAAUAUUUGACCCAUCAUUAUCAAAAAAUCUAAUUAUUAUAAAGAAAUGAUACAAUGAGCUGUAGUAUAGCUUUGUGAAUCUGCCAAAAUUUUUAUGAAUUUUGUUUUGUCUUUUGUAGUGUUCAACAGUGCAAACAGAAAAAAUUAUUUAGUUCAACUUCAAAAUGUUUAAAAGACGGAUAUAAAAAGGUAGGCUAGGUUAUUCAAUGAGCCCUUUUCUUGAAAGAGUUGGUUCUCCUUCUUUAUUUGUAUUAAAUACGAGCUCGCGAACCAAUCAUCUGACAUCUGUUCAAACUCUCGGAGGGCAUGAGGCUAGCGGUGACACCUCUCUGAGGAACAACUUUAAUUGUGAUGUUACUUGUUCUUGUUUAAAUGUACAGAAUAAUGGGGAGGGGGGGAUUACUGUGUUAAAUAUGCAUUCUUCCACUGCGUUGUCUUUUUUCUUUGUUGUUUACCUAUGGGGUGGAG